Molecule: messenger RNA, 1506 nt
Organism: Adineta ricciae
Lineage: Eukaryota; Metazoa; Rotifera; Eurotatoria; Adinetida; Adinetidae
Source: the annotation of a GenBank genome assembly
AUGAAUUCGUCGUCAUACGAUCCUCAUACACCACCGGAUAUCACACACAUGUCUGAAACCAUAUUAGAUAGUGCUUCAAAUCAAGCAUUAGUCACAACAAACGAUAUUGAUAUACUCAAUGAUGUUUCGAAUUUCUCUUCAGAGCCAAAUGAGAAUAUUCCAUUUGAAUCGUCUCCAACGGUUUCAUCCAAAAAGCAGAAGUCAUUACUUUCUGUUUAUGAUAAUUCGAAUGACGGUGAACAGCACAAGCAACAGCAACAGCAAUUCACUGGUAAUUUAUUGCCAGUUGUUGGAAUUCUUGGUCGUAAUCAUCGUUCUCAAGCAUUUACUCGACGUCUUUUGCUCUCUGGUUUCCCUAAACCAGUUCUUUGUGAUACUAAUUCCAAUACUAAUGAUUCAAAUUACGUUUCAUAUCAAACAUUCUAUGAGCGAUGUCCAACGGUAGUCUUAAUUACAGAUAAUCUACCGACUAAUUUCGAUUAUAUAUUCAAUCCAACAAAACCUCAAUUGAUUGUUGAUACACGGGAAGUGAUUUCCAAUUAUCGGCCUCAUCAACCAUCACAAUAUCUUAUGCCUAUUCCCGAUGCUUAUCGAGCAUUUGGAAAUAUCUCGAACUGGGAAAUUGAAUAUGGUACCGAGCGUCUUCCUGUUGCAAUCGAACAGUCAUCACCGAUCGAAUUAGUACAAUUUAUAUUGAAAUUGAAUUGUUUUUCUCGUGGAAUAUCUUUUAUCGAUCCGUUUUCUUACAAUAACAUACAAAGAAAAUCAUUUCGAAAUUGUUUAUUUCCAUUAGUUACAACGAUCAUCAUUUUCACAUUAAGUUUUCUUUUCGCCAUGAUCGAAUACAAUCAUCAAAGGAAUUACUACCGAGAACAGUUUAUCUAUCGUUAUGCAAGUUCAAUAACAGCAACAACAAGUAUAACAUUACUUUCAGUUCUAUUUCUACUAAGUCCGAUAGUCGAAUCAAUCAACUUGAUCAAUUCAUUGAUCUUGAAAAAACAAGAUAUUUUACCAUCACGUUGGAUGUUUCUUCAUCGGUGGAACCAGUCCAAACGAUAUUUAGCCUGGUAUUCCCUGGGAUUUGGCAUUUUACACCUAAUAUUUCUAUUUAUCGCAAAGAAUGAUUUCAAUCGCAAGAUUUUCUUUUUCUUCCCUGUAAUUUUCGGUCUAUUUGCUCUCAUAGUUCUAUGUAUUUUAUCAUUUGUUUAUUUUCCAUGGAUAAGUGAACGACUACAAUGGCGUGAAUAUUACAUUUUAACAUCACAUUUCGGUCCAUUCUGUCUUGUAAUUGCUUUUAUACAUGUUUACAUCCAAUGGAAAUACGGAUAUGAAUAUUUACAUCAACAAGACUUCUUCCGUUUGAGAUUUAUUUCAAUGAUUUUACCUUUUUUCGUGUUGACACUACGAUUUACUCUACAUGGCAUUAUUCAUCCUCUACUCAAAUGGUUUCACAGUCGAGAAAGAAGGAACAAAGCAACCGCGACAGAUACCUCGUUUUCACCAUAA